AUACUCUGAGCCCUGCUCGGUUUAGGCCUGUCUGCGGAAUCCGCACCAACCAGCACCAUGCCCAUGAUACUGGGGUACUGGGACAUCCGCGGGACAAAGUCAGGGACCCUCCAUCUCUGACGCGACCUGCGGGCCAUCUCUCCCAGCUGGCCCACGCCAUCCGCCUGCUCCUGGAAUACACAGACUCAAGCUAUGAGGAAAAGAAGUACACGAUGGGGGACGCUCCUGAUUAUGACAGAAGCCAGUGGCUGAAUGAAAAAUUCAAGCUGGGCCUGGACUUUCCCAAUCUGCCCUACUUGAUUGAUGGGGCUCACAAGAUCACCCAGAGCAACGCCAUCUUGUGCUACAUUGCCCGCAAGCACAACCUGUGUGGGGAGACAGAAGAGGAGAAGAUUCGUGUGGACAUUUUGGAGAACCAGACCAUGGACAACCAUAUGCAGCUGGGCAUGAUCUGCUACAAUCCAGAAUUUGAGAAACUGAAGCCAAAGUACUUGGAGGAACUCCCUGAAAAGCUAAAGCUCUACUCAGAGUUUCUGGGGAAGCGGCCAUGGUUUGCAGGAAACAAGAUCACUUUUGUAGAUUUUCUCGUCUAUGAUGUCCUUGACCUCCACCGUAUAUUUGAGCCCAAGUGCUUGGACGCCUUCCCAAAUCUGAAGGACUUCAUCUCCCGCUUUGAGGGCUUGGAGAAGAUCUCUGCCUACAUGAAGUCCAGCCGCUUCCUCCCAAGACCUGUGUUCUCAAAGAUGGCUGUCUGGGGCAACAAGUAGGGCCUUGAAGGCCAGGAGGUGGGAGUGAGGAGCCCAUACUCAGCCUGCUGCCCAGGCUGUGCAGCGCAGCUGGACUCUGCAUCCCAGCACCUGCCUCCUCGUUCCUUUCUCCUGUUUAUUCCCAUCUUUACUCCCAAGACUUCAUUGUCCCUCUUCACUCCCCCUAAACCCCUGUCCCAUGCAGGCCCUUUGAAGCCUCAGCUACCCACUAUCCUUCGUGAACAUCCCCUCCCAUCAUUACCCUUCCCUGCACUAAAGCCAGCCUGACCUUCCUUCCUGUUAGUGGUUGUGUCUGCUUUAAAGGGCCUGCCUGGCCCCUCGCCUGUGGAGCUCAGCCCCGAGCUGUCCCCGUGUUGCAUGAAGGAGCAGCAUUGACUGGUUUACAGGCCCUGCUCCUGCAGCAUGGUCCCUGCCUUAGGCCUACCUGAUGGAAGUAAAGCCUCAACCACA
Homo sapiens (human) is the source of this 1217-nucleotide messenger RNA. RefSeq names its product glutathione S-transferase mu 1 (gene GSTM1). The record is from RefSeq and is a predicted model, not a curated record. The transcript has 8 exons. The coding region runs from base 213 to 767 and encodes 184 amino acids. Gene Ontology annotation, cellular component: cytoplasm; cytosol. NCBI's taxonomy places the organism in Eukaryota, Metazoa, Chordata, Mammalia, Primates, Hominidae. Gene Ontology annotation, biological process: glutathione metabolic process; unsaturated fatty acid metabolic process; nitrobenzene metabolic process. Gene Ontology annotation, molecular function: glutathione binding; protein homodimerization activity; glutathione transferase activity.